Haliotis rufescens (red abalone) is the source of this 771-nucleotide messenger RNA. RefSeq lists its product as uncharacterized. The record is from RefSeq and is a predicted model, not a curated record. NCBI's taxonomy places the organism in Eukaryota, Metazoa, Mollusca, Gastropoda, Lepetellida, Haliotidae. The transcript has 3 exons. Bases 205 to 771 code for a protein of 188 amino acids.
ACCAGCCUAGUUCGGCAAGGGUGGAAAUUGGACUUUUAUAGUCAGUUAACUCUCUUGCCUCGGGAAGAUGUAUUUAGCCAACAACAUUUUAGUGCAGAAAGCUAAUUGGAUUGUUGCAAACAUGUGAUUCCACCCACUUGUUAAUUUAGCCGAGCCUGCAUCCGUCCCGCACAGCGCUUACUUGAUCACACCAGACGAGCCGACAUGGCAGCCGUUCCACUUCCUGCUGCUGUACUACUGAUACACCUGACUGUGACCGGUACCGGCACCCCGUGUUCUGAUGUACUCACAGUCCAGAAAACUCGUACAUACAAAAAAAUGACUUCCCUGACUGUGUUCAAAUGCGCUGCUGAAUGCCUUGCAUCGUCAUUCUGUGCUUCGUUCAACUUCGACUUAGAAACAAAAGUGUGUAGCCAACGAAGUGACGGCAUUACCCCUCUUGACGUCGUCUCUCGACUUGAUAACCUGAAACGCUGGCCAAAGUCUAGUUCUGGGAUUCAGCGUGCGAGGUUCCCCCGAGUUCAGAUGUGCGGACUGUCUUGGUCGUACAACAGGGUGGCAAGGGACUGUGGUGAACCACCAGAUGUGUUUGGAUCAGCCAAAGUGUCAAAGCAUCAUCGCCAGGGAGCUGUGACAAAUUACACAUGCCAAUCAGACUUUAUUUCCUGUGACAAGAAAACGUACAAGACGAGUCUAUGUCAGACAUCAGGCCUGUGGGAGUACGUCUCUGCGUGGUGUGAAAGGUUCCGCUGGACUAACCCUGUAAGUUAA